Molecule: messenger RNA, 3260 nt
Organism: Rhopilema esculentum
Lineage: Eukaryota; Metazoa; Cnidaria; Scyphozoa; Rhizostomeae; Rhizostomatidae
Product: tRNA (carboxymethyluridine(34)-5-O)-methyltransferase alkbh8
Biological process (GO): tRNA wobble uridine modification; tRNA methylation
Cellular component (GO): cytoplasm; nucleus
Molecular function (GO): tRNA (5-carboxymethyluridine(34)-5-O)-methyltransferase activity; S-adenosylmethionine-dependent methyltransferase activity; tRNA binding
Source: RefSeq, a predicted model, not a curated record
UUUUCCGAGAACGAGGCAAUAACAUAGCUGAAAGGAAGAUGGCGUCCAGACAAACGGGAAAGUUAGAGCCUAAAUUAAGUAAAACUGACAGAAAAGCUCUGAAAAAGCAAGCGAGAAAGCUUCUGUCAUUACAGCGAAAUGAAGAUGGCCUAAAAUUGUCCGAAACACCAACGAGGCACAUUGUAAUAGGGAAUGGAGGCCUCAUGUGUGGCAUGGAGCGAAGUUCCUUAUUGCGUUUGUUUGGAAGAUUUGGCCACGUGGAAGAACUGUGUAUGAUCCCCAAAAAGCAGUUUGCUUUAUUAUCAUAUCAGAAGGAAUCUCAGGCAAUGAGCGCGUACAGUGAUAUAAACGGACGCCCAUUAAAAUGCCCCGAAGAUUUAUCUAAAAGCGGAGUAACGUUAUACCUGGCUUAUUUAAUGGACAAAUUUGAAAAAUCAACUUUUAGCAAAUGGAACAUCAGACCUGUGCUUCCUUCUCAGAAAGAGCUCCACCCACCGGGACUAACUGUAAUAGAAGACUUUAUUUCAAGCAGGAAAGAGAGAGAAUUACUGAGUUUUUUCACAAUGGAGAGUGAUGAUGACGCAGAGAAGCCAAUGAAACAUAGAAAAGUAAGACAUUUUGGUUAUGAAUUUAUUUAUGGAAAGAACAACAUAGACAAAGACAAGCCACUUGAUGAGGAUAUUCCUGAUAUUUGCAAGCCAAUUAUUGAUAAAAUGGUAGAUGAUGGUAUUAUUUCAUGGAGACCUGAUCAACUCACUGUAAACCAAUAUGAAACUGGACAAGGUAUACCUCCACAUACAGAUACACACUCAGCUUUUGAAGAUGGAAUAUUAUCUCUAAGUUUGGGAUCUCAGGUUGUCAUGGAUUUCUGUCACCCAGAUGGCCAAGAACGUCCUUUGAUAUUGCCAAACCGGAGUCUUUUGGUGAUGAAAGAAGAAAGCAGGUAUCUUUGGACCCAUGGGAUAACACCAAGAAAGACUGACAUUGUUUUAGAGACCCCUGAGACAUCGUUGGUACAUGAUAAAUUGGAUGAAGUUGUACAAAUGGGAGACCAGUCAGGAUGGCUUACGCUAAAGGAAAGGUGUUUCAGAAUGUCAUUAACAUUUCGAAAGGUAUUGAGAGGCGAGUGUAGUUGUAAAUACCCAGAGAAAUGCGACUCACAAAGCUAUCAAACACGACAGAAAGGAUCGAACAUUAGUGACAAAGAGGGCGUUUUUGUGCCAAAGACUGAUGCAGAGGCACGUAUGCUAGAAGCCUCCCAUGUUCAUGAUGUUUAUGACGAGAUAGCGGACCAUUUUAGUGAUACAAGACAUUCACCAUGGCCGAAAAUUGCGAAUUUCCUUAAAGAGCUACGACCAUAUUCUAUGGUUGCUGACGUUGGUUGUGGUAAUGGAAAAUAUCUUGGUGUAAAUAAAGAUCUGUUGACUUUUGGGUCUGACAGAAGCAUUAACCUGAUUAAGAUUUGUCGCGAAAGAGGGCAUUCUGCUAUUGUCAGUGACAUCCUGUGUUUGCCAUAUCGUUCAAGCACUUUUGAUGUUGCAAUUAGCAUAGCAGUUAUUCAUCAUCUCUCCACAAAGGAAAGGCGUGUUAAUGCAGUGAAAGAGAUUGUGCGUAUAGUCAAACCAGGUGGGCUUGUGUUGAUAUCAGUAUGGGCUCAAGAGCAAGAUAAAGAUCCGACUUGUGGAGGACCACAUCACAUAGAAAAAACGACUGAGGAUCCUAAUACUGCAAGUUAUGGCAAUGGUAAGACUUACAGUAGUGCAAACGUAUCUGGAGUAGUCAACAAGGAGAUAGACGAUGGUAAAGAAGAGAUAUUGGAAGUUGGUUUGUGCGGUGACAAAGAGGCAAGGCCUUCUAUGUCAAGUACCCAGAAAGAUGAGCGAGAAAAAAUUGAAAUUAACGAGAAACGAAAUGUCUUUCAGCAGCAAGAUUUGCUUGUUCCGUGGCAUUUUAGAGGAAAGCAAAACGGGGCUAAGACUGAAAACGUUUCUUCCAACCCUGAUGUUAAACAAACUUCUAAAAAUGAACAUGUUUACCAUAGGUUUUACCAUGUAUUUGUUGAAGGCGAACUUGAAGAGCUUUGUGAAUCAGCGGGUGGGGUUGAAAUUGUUAAAACGUAUCAUGAUAGAGGAAAUUGGUGUGUUAUUCUCAAGAGGAAAUAGCAUUUGUAUUCUUAUCCAAUGAUACUUUAACAGGGUUGUAUUCACAUUGGAUAAAUUUAUAGAGUAUUCAUAUUGUUUGAAUAAUUAUUUUCUAAUUUGUUUUAAUCACAAUUCCAUUCUCUCUCUAUGUUUUCAUUUAUUCGAUAAAAUGAUUUCAUCAACUCUUAUUUCAUUUUACGUUUUAAAUAAAAUGCUUUUUCAACAUUGGGAUACCUCCUCAGCAAGUUGACUCGCAUUUCAAAAUCUAGCACUAUCGGUGGCAAGACCAGCUUGAAGUUUAGCAAAAUACAAAUCAAUUUGAUCUUAUUCAGGAGGUUUAUCUAGUCAGUUCCAAAAGAAGAUUCUUGAUUUAUCUACGUGGACACAUUUAAAAAAUCUAGAGAAGAUUUUGCAGACCAUACAAUAGAAGUUUCCAAAACUUUUAAAAAGUUUCCAAGACCUGUAUAUUAUUUUCUUUACACAUGAUAACAUUGUGAAAUCUCCUGUGCAUAGAGGAAGUCAAAUUUGUAAAAUGCUUUGCAGUAACAGAAUGACUUCUGAAAGCUGUUAUGCGGUUUGGAGUGAAACAAUUAACAUUGUUGUUUGGAACAGAGGAGAAAUGUUUGACAGCAAAAAUGAAAAGUAAAUUUCUGGUUUCGUUUAGGAUUGGAGUUUUACUGAUUUGAUAGCUUUGCAAAAAUUGAUUGCUACAUAAAAAAUUCAACAUUUUGUCAGUUAGCCAUAUAUUUGUUUGAUGUUUGAUGUUUGAUGAAAAGGUCAAAAUUAGGCAAAGUUGAAAUUUAUGACUGACCAAGACCUAGUAGACCUAAUUCUUUACAACUUAGAAUUUUACGGAAAUAAUGAAAUUUAAAUAGUUACACUGUAUCUUUUUUGUAUUCAACAGUGGUAAAUUGAUGAAAUAAAAAAUCUUGAAUUUUUUAAUUUGGAUGAUAUGCAUACAAUGUUACAUUAGGACAAGUUGUUAUUUGUUAUGUAGCGAGUUGAAAUAUCAAAUGGAGUAGUAAGUUAACCGCCUCUGUGCCACCCAAUGCCAUUGAAACAUUUAAAAGAUAACAAACAACUCAAUAUAUGUGCAUAAACCCUCAAAAUGAAAGAAGA